AUGGAUUUUGAAGACUUACCUCCAGAUCUGGAACGAAUGUCCACCCAGAAAUCUCCCAUGUACAGGAGGGAGAGGCACCUGGCUUCAGCUAUAACCCUCACGGAGAUCAAAUAUAUGUUCACUCAUAGAGACAAUCCACCGGCUCUCAGACCUCAUUAUCGAAGGGUCUUUGAGGAGGUGCAAAACUUAGAGGUUCUUCCUGCCACAUCGUUUCUCGCCUGGUGCUGCAAUCAUUUAGAGAAGUGGAAGGACACAUCACGAGAUGACCCCGAGCUAAAUAGACAUGCAGCCAAAGUAGCUGCUAUGGCCACUCGCAUCUGA
Messenger RNA from Parnassius apollo (apollo), 321 nucleotides. Lineage: Eukaryota; Metazoa; Arthropoda; Insecta; Lepidoptera; Papilionidae. The record is from the annotation of a GenBank genome assembly.